Molecule: messenger RNA, 2552 nt
Organism: Thunnus maccoyii (southern bluefin tuna)
Lineage: Eukaryota; Metazoa; Chordata; Actinopteri; Scombriformes; Scombridae
Gene: kctd9b
Product: potassium channel tetramerization domain containing 9b
Exons: 12
Coding region: 262-1428 (388 amino acids)
Biological process (GO): protein homooligomerization
Molecular function (GO): protein binding
Source: RefSeq, a predicted model, not a curated record
CAUCGUCACUUGAUGGCACUGAAGCUGUUGGUGAAAUGAAGUUUUAAGAAAAAAGGGGAGACGUUGAAGUCCCGCCCAUCUGCUUUGCUGAUUGGCUGUUGCGUCUAAUCUAAGUGUCUGAUUGGCUGUUUCGCUGGUGCUGGGCGUUUUAAGCGGAGUCAGGAAAAGGAAGAGAAGAGUAAAGAGAUUGUCGCUAAAAAAAAUAUGUAUUAAAUGGGGAAAAUUAAGACCAGUUGACAGUUAAGUUGAUGUUAUUCUGCCAUGAGAAGAGUCACACUGUUUGUCAACGGCACGUCCUCAAAUGGAAAGGUGGUGGCCGUGUACGGCUCCCUGGAGGAUUUACUGUCUGUGGCCAGUUCAAAGCUGGGGAUAAGAGCCUCUAGUGUUUAUAACGGGAACGGCGGCCUCAUAGACGAUAUCACACUCAUCAGAGAUGAUGAUGUGCUGUACAUAUCAGAGGAAGAUUCAUUUGAAGAUCCUCAGUACGACGUCGGAGGCCCUGAAAACUGUCAGACUCACACUGACUGGCUGACGCUCAACGUGGGUGGACGCUGCUUCACCACCACGAGGAGCACACUGGUCAGUAAAGAGCCUGAGAGCAUGCUGGCCCACAUGUUCAGAGAGAAAGAUGUUUGGGGCAACAAGCAGGACUCACAGGGAGCGUACCUGAUAGAUCGCAGCCCAGACUACUUUGAACCCAUCCUCAACUAUCUGAGACACGGACAGCUGAUCAUCAACGAAGGGAUCAACCCGCUGGGUGUCCUGGAAGAGGCUCGAUUCUUCGGUAUCGAACAGCUGGCUGAGCAGCUGGAGAACCUCAUAAAGGCCUCUCAGCCCCCUGAAGACCACUCUCCCCUGAGCAGGAAGGAGUUUAUUAGAUUCCUGUUGGCCACCACGACCAAGUCAGAGCUGCGAUGUCAGGGUCUGAACUUCACCGGCGCUGAUCUGUCUCGUCUGGAUCUGCGCUACAUCAACUUCAAGAUGGCCAACCUGAGAGGAACCAACCUGACCCACGCCAACCUGAGCGGAGCAAACCUGGAGAGGGCGGACCUGUCCCUGGCUUCUCUGGAUGGAGCCAACCUGCAGGGUGUGAAGAUGCUUUGCACCAACGCUGAAGGAGCUUCACUGAGAGGCUGUAACUUUGAGGAUCCUGCUGGAAUCAAAGCCAACCUGGAGGGAGCCAACCUGAAGGGUGUAGACAUGGAGGGAAGUCAGAUGACGGGUAUCAAUCUGAGAGUCGCUACACUGAAAAACGCCAAACUGAAGAACUGCAAUCUGAGAGGAGCAACACUGGCUGGGACGGACCUGGAGAACUGCGACUUGUCAGGAUGUGAUCUUCAGGAGGCCAAUCUGAGGGGCUCCAACGUGAAAGGAGCCAUCUUUGAGGAGAUGCUGACUCCUCUGCACAUGUCUCAGAGUGUGCGUUAAACAAGUCUUCCACACACACGCAGCUUUAAAUCACAACACACACUCCCGUUUGUUCCUCUGACGACGACCAACGAAUGACAACAAACUUUGUAUUUAGUUUAGAUUUUUAUACAUCAUGUCAGUUAUGUUAUUUUUAUCAUGUCAUUCAGUCUUACUAAAUGAACUCCACAGGGCUUCUGAAUGUAGGUUUUGAUUGCUUAUGAAAGUAAUAAGUGUUAAACACAAGAUGAUGAUAUUCAUAAGCUUUCAAAAUGAGUUUUAAAGUCGUUUGAAAUACAUUUUAAUACAUGUAAUCAAAGCACUGCUGACUACUGUAAAAAAUCAUCAUAAUUUAAAUACCUGCAGUGAGAAAUAUACAUUUUAAACUGCAGUGGGACACAAGUCACAAGACUUAAAUGUGAUGAAAUGAUGGUGAGAUUUUGAUAUUUUGUUACAUUUUUUUAUGUCUCAUUCCAUAAAUUCCAAAUAGUCGCUGCAACAUGUUAUUACAGCUGUUAUUACCUCUGGCUGCUGGUGAAGGGAUUUCAUUUUAGAAAAUAAACAGGAUGUGUGUUUUGACUGGAAACAUAAGUGUUUUCUGUUCAGAGAGGAUGAUGAAAUAUUAUUAUGUGAAACUAUUUGAGACUUAAGAAAUACACAAAAAAUACAUGACGCAGUGUUUUCAGUCUCUACGUGUGACCUCUGACAUCAAGACAGGUGCUUACUGAAACCUUUCUGCCCUGUUUUGUACUUAUUUUUUUAUUAUUAUUAAAUUAGUCGCCUUGCAUAUCAGUGUCAAUGUAAAGAAUAGUGUGUACGUUUAUAUCGAACUGUUGAACUACAGUAGAAAUGUCAAAACAAGCAUCUGCUCGUUAAACUGCUGUUUUUUUGUUUUUUUACACAUGAUGUUCAGUUAUUACUGUGGUAACAGGAGAAUGUAUAUUUUAGUAAAUCUCUGCUGAAUGUUGGUGUAUUUAUACGUGUUUUGUCUUAAUUCAGUGUACGUCAGAAACUGUAAACUGGUGUGAAAUGUUGAAAUGAGAAAAACCACUGAGGUGCUAAAAACCCGAACCGUCUGUUUCAGUCUCUCCUGCUGUUCUGAUUCGUUUUUAUCACCCUGAUGUUUAAUAAAUGUUCUCAUGAAA